UAAAUGGCGCCAUAAUGCAUAUCGCCUAAUAAACAACAUUUUGCCGUGCUACCCUUACCUGUAAUCCAMGAGUUGAAAAGAUCUUACCUGUCACGUGAUCGACGUUCCUAACAAGUUUUCAAAAUGGCGUCCACUGGUAAUGAGCCUUUGACUUUGGCACGAGACGUAAAUAGAGCGAUUGAACUGCUGCAGAAGCUUCAAGCUUCAGGAGAUAUACCACCGAAAAAACUUCAAGCUCUGCAAAAGGUUUUGGAGAGUGAAUUUUGUCAGGCAAUCAGAGAGGUAUAUGAACAUGUUUAUGAAACAGUGGAUAUUGAGGGUAGUCCAGAACUUAGGGCCCAAGCUACAGCUAAGGCCACCAUUGCAGCAUUUGCAGCAAGUGAAGGUCACGCCCAUCCAAGAGUUGUAGAACUGCCAAAGACUGAUGAAGGCCUUGGCUUCAAUGUUAUGGGAGGCAGAGAACAAAACUCACCUAUUUACAUUUCACGUAUCAUCCCUGCUGGUGUUGCAGACAGGCAUGGUGGUCUCAAACGAGGAGAUCAAUUAUUAUCUGUUAACGGAGUGAGUGUUGAAGGAGAAAACCAUGAAAGAGCUGUAGAUCUUCUGAAAGCUGCUCAAGGAAAAGUACGACUGGUAGUGAAGUACACACCAAAAUUGCUUGAAGAAAUGGAAGCUAGAUUCAACAGUCAACGUGGCUCAAAGAAAAGAUAAGAAAAGAAUCCCACAAUGGUUUCUACACCAAGAACCAAGGAACAUACAUGAACCAUAUAGAACUACUCACUUUACAAUAGCUAGGUCAUAAUAAAUUUAAAUUUCUGUGAAGUUUUUAAUACUUAAAAGUAUUAUAAAAGUUAUCUACAUAAUAAUUACAAASCAAUUAAUUAAGACUAAUUCACCCUUUUGUUGUAUGUUCAAUGUUUUGACAAAUUGAAAAUUAUCAAAAUCCACUGCGUUAUAGCACCCUCCUCCACAAGCAUCACUAAGAGUGAUGGUCAUCCUGUCUUUUUUUUUGUGAGCCAAGACGACCAUUACAAAGGAAGUCCAAAGGAGGACAAAAGAGUUGCCUGGGGAGGAGACUAGCAUUGUAAUGAGACCCAAAACUUUCAGUUGCAGCAGUACAUCAUACAGCUAUUUGAGGAAACACUGAAGAUAGUGUAUUCCAAGAUYGAAUUGCAGUAUUGCAGUUUAAAAGGAGUUUUUAUGGACCUUUCAGAGUGACAGUCAAGAAGUUCAAUAAGCCUUUUUCCAGUUCAAUGCAAGCGAUCGCUGCUUUAGUACACAACAGACUCACUCUGGAAGAAAACAAAAGAAAGAAAGCUCUAGAAAUUUGAAUCUUCACCGAUUUGAGGCUUGAGCUUGAACCUUCUGGGAAUACAGAAUUGGAGAAAAAGCAAAUUUAUAGGGCUGUUGUAAUGACAUUUUUUCGUGCUUUCUUUUUCUUUUAGUCAGGUCUUUGCGCAUGAGAGACUGUUGUCAACUAAAGCAGCGGUUGCUUGCUUUGAACAGGAAAAAGGCAUAUUUAGAGCAAUUACAUGUAAAUUUAGAUGAAUUACUAUUUUGUAAUGCACCUAACAAGAAGUUUAAUAACAACAAUGUAUUGCUGUCUUGGAAUAUACUAUCAUGCCACAUUCAGUAUAAUUUACUGCCGUAUUCAACGUUUCUGAAAGAGCUGUACUGAUACUGUAGCUAUUUUAAAAAGGUUGUCAGAUAAAAUCGCWUCGUUUUCCAAUGUAAACAUAGUCUGACAUCAUAAUGAAAUAGGGCAAUUCCCUUUCUAGACUAUUCCCAUUCUCACCAACUUUGUUUUUGAAAAUAAUAGGAGUACAUGUAUUCAGGAUAAUAAUUGAUUUAGUAAUAGUACUGUGUACAAAACAAUAUCUAAAAUUACUGACAAUAAAACCUUU
Messenger RNA from Exaiptasia diaphana, 1904 nucleotides. RefSeq names its product protein lin-7 homolog C. Gene Ontology annotation, cellular component: basolateral plasma membrane; cell-cell junction; synapse. The record is from RefSeq and is a predicted model, not a curated record. The transcript is spliced from 11 exons. The coding region runs from base 124 to 711 and encodes 195 amino acids. Gene Ontology annotation, biological process: neurotransmitter secretion; maintenance of epithelial cell apical/basal polarity; protein localization to basolateral plasma membrane. NCBI's taxonomy places the organism in Eukaryota, Metazoa, Cnidaria, Anthozoa, Actiniaria, Aiptasiidae. Gene Ontology annotation, molecular function: protein binding.